Hippocampus comes (tiger tail seahorse) is the source of this 1837-nucleotide messenger RNA. RefSeq names its product F-box and WD repeat domain containing 12 (gene fbxw12). Gene Ontology annotation, molecular function: protein binding. The transcript has 10 exons. Bases 292 to 1575 code for a protein of 427 amino acids. The record is from RefSeq and is a predicted model, not a curated record. Lineage: Eukaryota; Metazoa; Chordata; Actinopteri; Syngnathiformes; Syngnathidae.
ACUGAGGCGUUCUUGGGGGUUGAUUUCCCUUUAAGAUGGCGACAUCUAGUGGCAGAAUGACAAUCAUGCCGGCUGCGCGUGAUCUCACUUAUUUCUUCCUGCUUUUGCUUCACAAUCGCAGGACGAGAAAGAACGUCACUAUGGAUCCCCAGCACUUGCUCGGCGAUUGUCUCAUUCAUGUGUUUACAUUUUUGACCGAGGAAGAUUUAAUCAGGGCCUCGAGCGUGUGUAUGGUUGUCUGUUUUCCAGAACUGGCACAAUGCUGCCGAGACUCCGUGGUUAUGGAGGAGGAUGUGCUUGCAGCGAUGGGGCUUUUGUAGCCAGGCUGUGUUGGGGAGCCCUCACGUCAAUAACUCUUGGAAGAAAUACUUCCUGCGACGAUCCCAUUUGGAGACAAAGAUGAAGGAAGGUCGAACUGGGGGUUACACUUGCAAGAGCCUCCGAGGCCACACAGGGCAAAUAGUGGGCCUGGUCUACCUGCAGGGGAGCUCACCUCUGGGUCCUGACCUCUGCGACACCCCAACCACAGUCUGCAGUGCUUCGACUGAUGGUACAGUCCGGGCAUGGAACAUCCAGAAUGGUCAACUCGUGUGGUGCACUGCCAAGCAGAAUCCUUUAUCUCGCAUCAUAAUUGACGAGGAGCUUGACUUUGUCAUCACGGUAGACUCUGCCGGCCUGAUCAAGGUCUGGCAAGGUCAGACUGGCCAGGAGGUGGCGUCCUAUUCAGUUGCGUCUGCACACUGUACAUUGCUACAGUAUAAUAAGGACAAUGAUUGGUUUCUAUCUGUUGGAACGAGUCCUGGGUCAGUGUGUACACUAGCUGGAACAGCUUUGACUAAAAAAUCCAGUAUAAUGGUGUGCGACAGCUUUAAAGUCAACAUACUCUUGGUUUCACCUGACAAGAAAUGGAUCACAGCUGGCUCAAAGGACAACGUUGAUUCAAGUCUAAAGGUGAUUUAUGCUGAUAGUUUGACCUCCCCGUGUGAGGACGAAGACCCACUGUGCCAGUUAGUGCCGGUCACUGGGUGCCAGGCCGCCGUCUUCAUCCCCACGCAGUCUGCCAGACUGGCCAUGGUCCACUGGAAUGAGCACACUAACAACAAAGCACUCACUGUCUUCGAUGUCAGCAUGAAAAAGUCAAAGUACACGUCCCAGAUCCAAGUCCAACAGGUUGAGUCCUCUCCUUUGUCGCUGCCGAGCACGUCCUCCAACAUUCUUCUUGAGGCAAAGGACAGCAACUCCAUUGUGAUGGCAGUUGAUUGUCAUCUCUUCUUGUAUUCUCUAAAAGGCGCCUUGCUCGCAAGCUUCAAAGAGCACACAAUGCCAAUUACUUCUUUAUGUGUGGACAGCUUCCGUGUGGUAACAGCAUCUCAGGACCUUUCUUUGCGCGUGCUGACCUGGAAACGUGACAGAGAUGGUGGGUUGACCUUGGAGAGUCGAUACCACUUACUGGGAGGUUCUCACACUAUGUCAAGAGGGUUCAGCCUCGUCGCUUGUGACUACGCCAGCAUUGUUGGUUCAGUUGAAGGGAAGGAUGGCAAUGACGUUUUAAAAGCUUACACAUUCACUUCCUGAACCUCCAAAACAGUGGCGACGUGAGUUUUGCACAGCCCCCGAAAGAGGAACAUUUGCUCCUUGUUCACUGUCAUUGACGCAUGAUUUUAUUAUGAAGUAUUUCGGGUUUUUUUUUUUUUUUUUACAAAGGGAUAACAUUGUUACUCUAAAGGCAUUGAGAGAGACUAAUGUGCAUGAUAACAAACCUGUGUUCGUAAAUUGAUUGGCUAAUUCUGGAGCUGAACGUGACCAGUCUUAAGGCAAAACAUUGCAUUAAAAAAAA